AUGUGCGCAUUAAACUUGAACAAACAACCACAUACACAGAUACAGACAUUUAGGCAUAGAGAUCGACAUAUUUACGUCGAUAGAGAUGGAAAUGGCUCGAGACUUUGGGUCGGUCGCUGUCGUUUGCUCGAGUUGCUUCAUUGCAGGGUGUUACUUUUCCAGAGGUUCUUUUGCAUCAAGUUCAUCAUCGGUAUGCAUUUCUUGUGCGGAGGCCAAGGAGAAAGACGCACAGUUUCCCUGAUUUACAGGAAAGGCGUUCUCCAGUGCACAACAUCCAGGUCAAGUGGUAGAAGCGAGGCUGCAAAGCUGCUGCAUCAUCUCUUACAGGCAUCACACUUCCUUGAACAGUUUGGGAUUUCUUUGUACACAGACACCGUCACACAGCGGACAGUACGGUAG
This is a messenger RNA of Toxoplasma gondii ME49, 399 nucleotides long. RefSeq lists its product as hypothetical. The coding region runs from base 1 to 399 and encodes 132 amino acids. The transcript has 2 exons. NCBI's taxonomy places the organism in Eukaryota, Apicomplexa, Conoidasida, Eucoccidiorida, Sarcocystidae. The record is from RefSeq and is a predicted model, not a curated record.